GGGCGGCCCGGUGGGCAGCGAUGCCGGGAAAGCCGCCGAGUGCGGCGCAGGCAGCGGGGGCAGUGGAGGCAUCGGGAAGGGGCCAGUGAUCUGCAGCGCCGUAUGCGCUAACCCUUACGCGGGGCUGGUGAACCACCUGCGGGCAGCCUGGCUCUCGGGGAAGACGCGGCCCAUAGAGUACCGCGUGGCCCAGCUGGAGGCCCUGGGUCGCUUCUUGGACGAGAAGAAGGAGGACAUCCUGGAGGCCACCGCCUUGGACAUGGGGAAGCCGCGCUUCGAAGCCGAAAUCAUCGAGAUCACCCUCUGCAAGAACGAGCUUCACGAGACGCUGAACAACCUGUCCCACUGGAUGAAGGACGAGCACGUGGACAGGAGUCUGGUGACCCAGCUGGACUCGGCCUUCAUCCGCAAGGACCCGUACGGGGUGGUGCUCAUCAUCGCGCCCUGGAACUACCCCAUCCACCUCUUCCUGGUGCCCCUCAUCGGGGCCAUCGCUGCCGGUAACUGUGUCAUCGUCAAACUCUCAGAGGUGGCCAAGAACACCGAGAGACUCGUGGCUGAAGCGCUGCCCAGCUACCUGGACAAUGACUGCUUUGCCGUGGUGACCGCCGGCGUGCAGGAGACCACCAGGCUGCUGGAGAACAAGUUCGACUACAUCUUCUACACUGGUACCCCCUCCGUGGGGAGGAUCGUGAUGGCAGCCGCUGCCAAGCACCUGACGCCCGUGACGCUGGAGCUGGGGGGCAAGAACCCCUGCUACGUGUCCGACACCUGCGACGUGCAGAACGUGGCCCGGCGGGUGGCCUGGGGCCGCUUCUUCAACGCAGGGCAGACCUGCAUCGCGCCCGACUACGUGCUGUGCAGCGUGGAGAUGCAGGAGAAGCUGCUGCCCGCUCUGCAUAAGGUCAUCACUGAUUUUUAUGGCCCCAACCCUCAGGAGUCCCCCGACUUCAGCCGCAUCAUGGGGGACAAGCACUUCCAGCGGGUGCAGACGCUGCUGCGCAGCGGGCGCGUGGUCAUCGGAGGACAGACAGACGAGGAGGAGCGCUACAUUGCUCCCACAGUGCUGGUGGACUUGCAGCCCUCUGAUCCUAUCAUGCAGGAGGAGAUCUUCGGCCCCAUCUUGCCCAUUGUCAUUGUGGCGAACGUGGACGAAGCCAUUGACUUCAUCAACAGCCGUGAGCGGCCGCUGGUUGUGUACGCCUUCUCCUCCGAUGACAAGGUGGUGAACCAGGUCCUGGAGCGGACGAGCAGCGGUGGCUUCUGCGGCAACGACACCCUGAUGCACGUGACGUUGACCUCGCUGCCCUUCGGUGGGAUCGGGAACAGCGGCUUGGGGAAAUACCACGGCCGGUUCACCUUCGACACCUUCACCCACCACCGCGGCUGCCUGCACCGCAACAUGGGCCUGGAGGCCCUCAACGCCCUGCGCUACCCGCCCUACAGCCAGCAGAAGCUGGGGCUGUUGACGGCCACCUUCGAGAUCAAGCGCAAGGGCAUGUGCACCCUGCUCUGA
Pygoscelis adeliae (Adelie penguin) is the source of this 1516-nucleotide messenger RNA. RefSeq names its product aldehyde dehydrogenase family 3 member B1-like. The record is from RefSeq and is a predicted model, not a curated record. Gene Ontology annotation, molecular function: aldehyde dehydrogenase (NAD+) activity. The transcript has 10 exons. Gene Ontology annotation, biological process: aldehyde metabolic process. Lineage: Eukaryota; Metazoa; Chordata; Aves; Sphenisciformes; Spheniscidae. Gene Ontology annotation, cellular component: cytoplasm. The annotation marks the transcript as partial.